UUUUUAGCAACAAUGAAGUUAGCGGUUGUAAUAAUAAUUGGUUUUUGUGGCUUUGCUUUAACUCCGGCUCAAAUAUACACCCAAAUAGGACCCCCUGGUCCUCCAGGACCACCAGGUCCUAACGGCUUGCCUGGUCCAAAAGGUGAAAUAGGUGAUAGAGGUCCAGAAGGUAGACCGGGAAAUCCAGGCUCUCGGGGUCCUACUGGUAGACGUGGCAAAACUGGUCCCCCUGGUCUCAUAGGCCCUCCUGGUACCCCUGGUAUAAGAGGACCUCGCGGUUAUGAUGGUGAACGUGGUCCUGAAGGCCCAGCUGGACCUAUGGGUCCCAUUGGUCCUGCAGGUCCUCCAGGACCAGCGGCAGCACCUGCAGCCCCAGCACCUACAGCUCCUGCCGCUCCACCUACUGAUCCAGCCCCUGCUCCAGAUACAGCCCCAGCCCCAGCAGGUAGAAUUGGCAUCAAUGACUUCCGACGACGUAAUAAUUUCCGUCUACGUGGUAAUGCUCAAGACGACGAUGAUGAUUAUGAACAUUAUAAUCGUCGACAUAUAUAUGAAUUGUAACUUUUAACCUCUGAAAAAUGUAAAAUAAAAUCUAAAAGAUAAAUUUA
This is a messenger RNA of Lucilia sericata (common green bottle fly), 608 nucleotides long. RefSeq names its product collagen alpha-1(XXVI) chain-like. The record is from RefSeq and is a predicted model, not a curated record. The transcript has 2 exons. NCBI's taxonomy places the organism in Eukaryota, Metazoa, Arthropoda, Insecta, Diptera, Calliphoridae. Bases 13 to 561 code for a protein of 182 amino acids.